Molecule: messenger RNA, 1840 nt
Organism: Mus caroli (Ryukyu mouse)
Lineage: Eukaryota; Metazoa; Chordata; Mammalia; Rodentia; Muridae
Gene: Enoph1
Product: enolase-phosphatase 1
Molecular function (GO): acireductone synthase activity; magnesium ion binding
Source: RefSeq, a predicted model, not a curated record
CCCCGCCCCUCUGACUGCCCACGUGGUCCGGGCCUGCGCCGCUCGCCUGCUCGUCCGGUGUAGUACCCUGGGCGGCUUCCUCUGCAAUUGCGGGUCCCAGCCCUGUCUCUGAGCCCCUGGUCGCUCGCUGUCGCCAGCGCCCCGGUUGUUGCUGAGCCCUCGGGAGCUCAAAACGCGCAGGCGGUGCUGCCCUCCUUAACCAGCAAGGCCGAGCCCGUGGUAGCAUCCGGCAGGGAAAUGGUCGUGGUUUCCGUGCCCGCCGAAGUCACCGUAAUCCUGUUAGAUAUCGAAGGUACCACAACCCCGAUUGCUUUCGUGAAGGAUGUUUUAUUUCCGUACAUCAAAGAAAAUGUCAAGGAGUACCUGCAGACCCACUGGGAGGAGGAGGAGUGUCAGCAGGACGUCAGCCUGCUGAGGAAACAGGCCGAGGAAGAUGCACAUCUGGAUGGGGCUGUUCCGAUACCCGUGGCAUCUGGCAGUGAUCUGCAGCAGAUGAUCCAGGCCGUGGUGGACAACGUGUACUGGCAGAUGUCCCAUGACCGCAAGACCACAGCGCUCAAACAGCUGCAAGGCCACAUGUGGAAGGCGGCUUUCAUGGCUGGCCGCAUGAAGGCAGAGUUCUUUGCAGAUGUGGUUCCUGCAGUCAGAAGGUGGAGAGAGGCUGGGAUGAAGGUAUACAUCUAUUCUUCAGGGAGCGUGGAGGCACAGAAGCUGCUCUUCGGCCAUUCCACAGAGGGAGACAUUCUUGAGCUCAUCGAUGGUCACUUUGACACCAAGAUUGGACACAAAGUGGAGAGUGAGAGUUACCGGAAGAUUGCAGAUAGCAUCGGUUGUUCAACCAACAACAUCCUGUUUCUCACGGAUGUCACUGUAGAGGCCAGUGCUGCUGAGGAGGCGGACGUGCACGUGGCUGUGGUGGUGCGACCUGGCAAUGCGGGGCUCACUGACGACGAGAAGACAUACUACAACCUCAUCACGUCCUUCAGCGAGCUCUACCUGCCGUCCACCUAGAGCCAGGUUUGAGGAAGAGCUGCCGUCCCCUAGUGUCUAGCUUUGUUCUAACUGUAAAAGUAACGUACUUACGUGUGCACACAGACAUGUGCAAGGGUAUAUACAUGGACGUGUGCUCAGAUUAGUUUCCAUGGGCACAUAAUGUGAGAAAAGUUGUUGGUUCCAUGAAAACCAAAUUCAUGUAAAGACACUUUAUGUGUAGACCGUAAAUCUAAGUCUUACCAAGCCCGGGAUGUAUUUGAAACUGAAAAAAUACUAAUCAAAUUUGUGAUGUUUAUCAAAUUGUUUACCAAGUGGAAAGCUAGUUCUGAGAAAUUAUUACCCAGAGCCUGUGUUAUUUUAAAGACUGGAUUUGCUUCAAAGGCACCCAUACGAGGAGCCCACCUUCCCUGUCCCGAGAGGGCACGUCCCACCGCUGCACUAAGGACUCACGGCCCAGCGUCCACAAGACUGAGGCCCUGACCCUGCUCAGAGAACAAAUCCGGAGCAGGGGUCUGGUCAGUCAGGAUGGAACAGUGCUACAAGCACCAGCCUGCCUCUGAGCAGUGCUCGGAACAGCUGAGGCCGUGGCGGGCUCCACUAACCCCCAGUGUUAGCGUGUUUUAUAGCUGCCUUUCUGUGUCUUACACAGUUUGAGAGUAUAUGUUAAUGACUAUUUUUUUUAAAAAAAUGUUUUAUUGAAACCAGUGUAACAGCACAAAGAGCUCUAAUGUGUAACACUUCCUCUGAAAUGGAUCUAAAGAUGUAAAUUUUAUAUCAGCACUGUUUAUCCUGAUGCAUUCUGACAGGUCAGUGUCAUGUCAUUAAUUAAUAAAGGCAUUUUCUUCUC